Salvelinus fontinalis (brook trout) is the source of this 1566-nucleotide messenger RNA. Its product is annotated as U1 small nuclear ribonucleoprotein A-like. Gene Ontology annotation, cellular component: U1 snRNP. Gene Ontology annotation, molecular function: U1 snRNA binding. The transcript is spliced from 7 exons. The record is from RefSeq and is a predicted model, not a curated record. NCBI's taxonomy places the organism in Eukaryota, Metazoa, Chordata, Actinopteri, Salmoniformes, Salmonidae. Gene Ontology annotation, biological process: mRNA splicing, via spliceosome. Bases 136 to 981 code for a protein of 281 amino acids.
CUUUAUACGUCUACUACGUUAGCUAGUAGCAAGCUCCAGCAGAGAUAAUAAAGUGGGUUGUCGGGUUCUCGUGUAGCUAGUUUCAUUCAUUUCUUUCGAGGCCGAUUAUAUUGUGCAUCCCAGUACUGAAAGAAGAUGGCUGCUCCGGAUAUGCGUCUCAACCACACCAUAUACAUCAACAACCUAAACGAGAAGAUUAAAAAAGAUGAACUGAAGAAGUCGUUGUACGCCAUUUUCUCUCAGUUUGGUCAAAUCCUAGACAUUUUGGUUGCCCGCUCCCUGAAGAUGAGGGGUCAGGCCUUUGUCAUCUUCAAGGAGGUCAACAGCGCCUCCAAUGCCCUGCGUUCCAUGCAGGGGUUCCCAUUCUAUGACAAACCUAUGCGUAUUGGGUACGCCAAAGGGGAUUCUGACAUCAUCGCUAAAAUGAAGGGCACCUAUGUGGAGCGCGACCGUAAGAAGGAGAAGAGGGCCAAGGUCAAGGGCCCAGAGGCUGCAGGGGCCAAGAAGGGUGUGCCAGGAACCCCUGUAGUACCUAUGGGCCCAGGAGUUCCAACACCCAUGCCUGGAAUGCCACCCAUGAGCGGGGCUCCUCGUAUGAUGCAAAUGCCAGGGCAGCCCCCUUACAUGCCCCCGCCAGGCAUGAUGCCACCUCCUGGGAUGGGCCCUGGAGGGAUGCCCCCUGGUGCCAUGCCUCCGGGUGGGAUGAUGCCAGGGCAAAUGCCCCACGCCCAGGUUGCAGAAAACCCUCCCAACCACAUCCUUUUCCUCACCAACCUCCCAGAGGAGACCAACGAGCUCAUGCUGUCUAUGCUCUUCAACCAGUUCCCUGGGUUCAAAGAGGUGCGUCUGGUACCUGGUCGCCACGACAUUGCCUUUGUAGAGUUUGAUAAUGACGUGCAGGCUGGAGCGGCCAGGGAGGCACUACAGGGCUUCAAGAUCACCCAGACCAACGCCAUGAAGAUCUCAUUCGCCAAGAAAUAACACACCAGAGAGCUCUUAAAUGGUUUACAAUCACACACACACACACACACACACACACACACACACACACACACACACACACACACACACACACCAGAGAGACCUUCUCACCUUACACUACCAGCACAGAGCUGACUACUAACCUGUCCUUUGCCAAGAAAGUGCAGUGUGUUACUUGUCCACACACACACACACACAGAAUAACUGGAGAUGACUUGCCUUGUGUCUGAUUGUAGGGUACCAACCAGGUUUAGAGCACAGACAUAAACAGGUCAUCAUUUUGAUGAUUGCAAUGCUGGCACUAGGCUCAAAUGAUAACUUGUAAGGAGUAUAUUGGUAUAGUGAUUUGGUGGCAACAUAAAGGACAGUUCGCUGACAUUUGUGUAUCCAUAGCUCUGGUUAAGAACAAUUUAAAUUCAGGCAAUUUCUGCACCCAUUCUUUGAGGAUAAUAUCUGGUGUUUGUAUGUAAGUAUAUUUACAUUUUUAUGAUUUGUCUGUUAUAAAGCAUUGCACCCAGGGUCUGUUUCACCCAGACAUUGUACCUGGAGCUUUUCUGUUUGAUUAAAAUUUGCCUUUUAUAAUGA